AUGGCAUCAAUGGCCCCUGAGAUCCCUUCGUCUAUCCUCAUCGUCGGAAGCGGAGUCUUUGGGCUCUCGACCGCAUGGGCGCUCUGCAAUAAUCCGCAGUUCAAGGACACCUCAAUCACACUCGUAGAUCGACAGCCGUUCCCCACGCCGGACGGCUCCAGUAUCGACACGUCUCGGAUAAUACGACCCGACUAUGCUGCCGCGCCAUACACACGCCUCGCUUCCAUAUCCCAACAGCGUUGGCGGACCGACUUCGCUCCGGAACACUAUCACCAAACUGGCCUGUGUGUCACUGCCUCCGGCCCUGAACAGAGAUAUGUUUCUGAGUCUCUAGCCAAUGUACAAGCCCUCGGGGUUGACAAUGUCGAAGUUCUGGGCACCGCCGAAGACAUUAGAAAAGCAUGUGGGUUGGAAGGCAAGGGUGACGAGGGCUGCGGGAGCACAGGGUAUGUCAACUGGAGCUCCGGCUGGGCAAAUGCAGAAGGUGCUAUGGGAUGGCUCCGAGAAAAGGUGGAAAGACUGAACAGGGUCAAUUUUGUGGUUGGAACCGUGAAGAAGCUCAUAAUCGACAACAACACGAACACCGUUUCUGGCGCCAGACUGAGCGAUUCUUCCGAAUUGACAGCCGAUCUCACAUUACUCGCAGCAGGAGCAUGGACCUCCGCGCUCAUCGACCUCCGCGGUAUUUGCAAGGCUACCGGCCAAGCGCUGUGCUACAUGCCCAUAUCCCCCUCCGAAGAGGCCACGCUCUCACAACGGCCAACAAUUCUUAACCUUUCAACCGGUCUUUUUAUGAUACCACCUUCUCAACGUUUACUAAAGAUAGCUAGGCACGGCUAUGGCUACGUGAAUCCCACCACGAUUCCGCAUCCCGAGUCUCCCGAUCCGAACGACACGAUAACGGUUUCGCUCCCCUUCACGCAUGUUGAUGAUCCCUCUCAAGCCGUUCCUCGCGAAGGUCAGCGUGAAUGCCGGGAAUUCCUUGCAUCAAUCCAUCCUUCGCUUAGCACGCCGUCGCGGCCAUUUACAAAGAGCAAGAUCUGCUGGUAUACAGACACCCGGGACGGGGAUUUCCUCAUCUCGUAUCAUCCCAAGUAUAAGGGAUUAUUCGUGGCAACCGGCGGCUCAGGGCACGCCUUCAAAUUCCUCCCAGUAAUUGGGGAGAGCAUCUUGGAGUGCAUAAUGGGGAGGACGCCGGAAGAUUUCAAGGGCAGGUGGGAGUGGCCGGCUGAAAGAGCGCCAGAGGAGUUGUGGAAAGGAGACGGGAGCCGUGGCGGACCAGUGGGCAUGGUGUUGAGCGAGGAGACGGCAAAAGAACAGAUGGCGACAAGCAAAUUAUGA
This is a messenger RNA of Trematosphaeria pertusa, 1341 nucleotides long. Its product is annotated as FAD dependent oxidoreductase. The record is from RefSeq and is a predicted model, not a curated record. Lineage: Eukaryota; Fungi; Ascomycota; Dothideomycetes; Pleosporales; Trematosphaeriaceae. Gene Ontology annotation, molecular function: sarcosine oxidase activity; flavin adenine dinucleotide binding; L-pipecolate oxidase activity. The transcript is spliced from 2 exons. The coding region runs from base 1 to 1341 and encodes 446 amino acids.